AGCGUGGACGUGGUUGAUGUGCUGCCUGGUCCCAUCUGGCACAUAAUUUUCCGCCUCCUGCUGCUGCCGCCAGCCAAUUCCUCCCAGCUGCAAAAACGGGGCGACUCUUGUGAAAAAUCACCGUCACCGGCAGCAUACAGCAAUUUGUGUGACCUGGUGGAUCAGCUUCCUGCACGCGAUACUGAUUCGCUGCAGAAUGGAGCAGGCAGCACCUCAUGUGCUCCUAGCUGCCCGCUUUCUGCCAGCGAGCAGCAUGAGGAGAACGCGAGGCGCUUCGGCUCCUCGUGGCCUCUGCUGCGCUGUGCCAUGGCCAGCAAGCGACUCUUCGAACUUGUUACCUCCUUUUCC
Molecule: messenger RNA, 348 nt
Organism: Closterium sp. Naga37s-1
Lineage: Eukaryota; Viridiplantae; Streptophyta; Zygnematophyceae; Desmidiales; Closteriaceae
Source: the annotation of a GenBank genome assembly